GCACGAAAUUUGAAGUACGACGGUAGAUAAGUUGCACGUUGACAUUAACGAAAUAAUACUUGGCAAUAUAUUGUCCUUAAAGUUGCUAAAUAAUUUUUAAGUAGCCUCAAAGUUUAUUUGGGUUAUAUAUCACACGGAUUCAAAGAGUCUACUUUCUUCGAAAUGUUUAUACACUAUAAUUAUAGAAUCCAUUUGACGUCCGUAUGUGGUUUGCAUGGUCGUCAAAUAUAUACCUAUAUAUCCACGUAAGGUGUGAAACAGUCAUCUACUUAAGAUGUGCUAUGUUUACAAGUAAAUAUUGGACUUGUUUGUGAGGUAUAUAUAUAUACAUUUGUCUUUUAACCAGCUACUUUUAUUGCAGUCUAAUUUGUCCUGUCUAAUGUUUUCGUUUCUCACAUUGUCAGUAGUGCUUUCACAACCGCAGUAUAAAUAUAUGGCUUAUAACCCCAUAUAAAUAUGAAAGUUCUUGCAUUAUAUGGACCUAAUGUCUACUAAAUAUCCUACAAAUAAUGUUCCAUUCACAUUUAAAUUUAUCUUGUAUUUGAAAUUACAGAUGCCAGCCAAACGUAUUCUCCCAUGGAAAAUACCAGACUGGCUUUUAGAUGAUGCUUUAUUAAAUAAAUCUAUAUCAGAGUGCUUGCCUGUUCACUAUAAUUUUGAGAUCCAUAAAACUAUAUGGCGUAUACGUUGUCUUCGAGCCAGAAGAAUUGCUCUACAAAUGCCAGAAGGUUUGCUCAUAUUUGCAAUACCGAUUUCUGAAAUCAUUCGAAAUUACUUUAUUCGUACAAGCGAAUCCUCAGGUUCUGAGGACAGUAUUAAAGAUAUUGAUGUGGUGAUUUUGGGCGAUGUGACUUAUGGGGCUUGUUGUGUUGAGGAACUGAAUGCAAAAGCACUUGGUGUUGACUUACUUGUACAUUAUGGUCAUAGUUGCUUAAUACCAUUGGAUUCUAUUUCCGUUCUAUACGUGUUUGUUGAUAUUCAAAUUGAUAUCAUUCAUUUCAUCGAUAGUAUAAAGGCUAACUUCGAAAAAUCUUCCCAUUUAGCCCUUGUUUCUACCAUACAAUUUGUUACAAGUUUACAAGCUGCAAAACAACCAUUAUUAGAAGCCGGUUACUCAGUAACUAUUCCUCAGUGCCUUCCUUUGUCUCCUGGUGAAAUACUUGGGUGUACAUCUCCUAAAGUAGAAGGUGUUGAUGCCUUAAUCUAUUUAGGUGAUGGUCGCUUUCAUCUCGAAUCUAUUAUGAUAUCUAACCCAUUGUUAGCUGCUUAUCGUUAUGAUCCUUAUGAUAAAUCAUUUACGCGUGAAUACUAUGAUCAUAAAGAAAUGCGUAAACGUCGGAAAGAAGCUAUUGACACCGCGAGGAGCGCUGUGAAUUUUGGCAUUAUAUUAGGUACGCUUGGUAAACAAGGAUCGCCAGCCGUUGUGAAACAACUUCAAACAGAAUUGGAAAAAUCUGGAAAGACUUACUGCAUAAUAUUGUUGUCUGAAAUUCUUCCAAGUAAAUUAGCACUUUUUGACGAACAAGUCGAUGUUUGGAUCCAGGUUGCAUGCCCUCGUCUCAGUAUUGAUUGGGGUGUUGAGUUUACUAAACCUUUACUCACGCCAUAUGAAGCAUUUGUUGCUCUAAACGAACAAGUAUUUUGGCCUAAAGAUUUAUCUGAAGCCUAUCCAAUGGAUUAUUAUGCUAAUCAAAGUUUGGGACAUUGGACACCGAAUCACAAGUUAAAUAAACCGAAUGCAUUAAAAAAAGGAUAAUUAAAAAGAUGUUACUUGUAAAAUUGAAUACUGUAAAUAUAUCUUAUUAUCAGAAAUAAUAUUACGAUUUAUUUUUU
Messenger RNA from Schistosoma turkestanicum, 1833 nucleotides. NCBI's taxonomy places the organism in Eukaryota, Metazoa, Platyhelminthes, Trematoda, Strigeidida, Schistosomatidae. The record is from the annotation of a GenBank genome assembly.